This is a messenger RNA of Oryza sativa Japonica Group (Japanese rice), 1381 nucleotides long. RefSeq lists its product as uncharacterized. The record is from RefSeq and is a predicted model, not a curated record. NCBI's taxonomy places the organism in Eukaryota, Viridiplantae, Streptophyta, Magnoliopsida, Poales, Poaceae.
ACCGAAAACCAUUUCCUCUCCACUUUAGUUCCUUCUUCCUGCCUCUCUCUCUCAGUCGCCUCCUAUGCUCGCCGGCGUCGCCCGCCGCCGGCGAUGCCGAGCCCGCUGAAGCGCCGCAUCCCAGGCCGCCUCGGCCGCCUCCUCGCCUCCCUCCGCCCGCCCUCCCGCGCGGGCCCUCUCCCCGUCCAGACCGGCUUCCCCACCUCCCUCGCCGACCUCCUCGUCAAGAACCAUGACCGCCUCCUCCUCACCAAGCCCAGGCGCCGCCGCCGCCCGACCCCGCCGACGACGACGACCGCUACGGCCUCCGUUGCCGCCGCCGACGUCGAGACACCGCUGCCCAGUGGGCGGGAGGAGCUCGAGGAGGAGAAGGUUGGCGGCGUCGCUGUCAGGCUCCGCCCGGAGCUCCUCGGCGUCGGCGCGGCGGCGGCGCUCGCGCUGAUGGUGAUCUGGAGCAGGUGGUUGGUGGCGGCCGUCACCGUCGCCUCGCUGUCGCUGUUCUGGAUCGAGUCCGUCAGGUCCUCCUCCUCCCGCCUCCGGCCACGGCCACGGUCAACUCCCGCGGCGGAGACCGCCGCUGAGCUGCCGGAUUUGCGCGGCCGCGGCGUCGUCUCACCGAUCCGGGAGGCGGCGGCAGCGACGCCCAGGCCGAGCUCCGCCGAUUCCGACGUGGGGAGCGAGGUCUCCGUCUCCUCCAUUUGGACCGACGGCGACGAGAUGAGCCAGCUCGUCGUCGGCGAUUCGACGACCAAUCCCACCAAGAGGAAGGAGAAGAGGAGGUGGCUGAGGAAGCUAAUCGCCAAGAGGAAGGAGAAGAAGGAUUCCUCGGUGGUCUCCCCCUCCCACGGCGAGGUUGUCGGCAACGCCGCCGCCGAGCAGCAGCAGCAGCCGUCAACGUCGGCGGAGCCGAUCAUGGCGGAGGCGUCGCCGGCGGAUGGUCGACGAGGAGGCGCAUUGCCCGUCGCGGCGUUCGUCCCGGUCGUCCUCGUAGGCCUCGUCGGCGGGAAGCUCCCGGCGGUGGCGCUGACCGUGAUCUUCGCCGUGUUCUUCAGCUCAGUGGAGAGGAGAUCACCAGCUUAGCUCUAGUGAUGAUGAACUCAUCUCACCAUCAGUUCAGGUUUCUGAAUUUCUUCAGAAAUCAAUCCGAAAGCUGCCCCUCGAAACCGAGGGAAACUUUCAGAAAUUCAGAUCGAGUUCGUUCGUUUGUUGUAAAUUUAGAGAACCCAAAAAAACAAAAGACAUAAAUCAAAGUGUAUAAUACUAGUACAUCUCUUCUGUUCUUCUGUUCUUGUUCAUCCCAACUGUUCUUGUAAACUGCAAAUCGCAUUCCUUCUUUACUCUGAAUUAAGAAGUGAAAUGUUGGUGUUGUUAUGCCUGAUCA